Molecule: messenger RNA, 1865 nt
Organism: Anneissia japonica
Lineage: Eukaryota; Metazoa; Echinodermata; Crinoidea; Comatulida; Comatulidae
Exons: 2
Coding region: 139-1404 (421 amino acids)
Source: RefSeq, a predicted model, not a curated record
GAUGACGAUAGAAGCCUAAACGUCGAGACAUUCUCAGCAAAAACAGAACUAUAGAAAGAAUUAGCAAGUUAAGGUCGAAAGAACAGAGAGAGGCUAAGGACACAUAGGAAAGAGAUUAAAUAGGCUCAGAAAGAAACCAUGUAUCUCGCUUUAUUAUGCAUUUUGGUUUUUGCUUCAUCGGGCUACGGAGAGGAUGAAAAAGAAGUUCUUGACAAGGUCAAUGCUGGUGUAGAAGCCGGAAAUGCGAUCGUCGAAGUUCUUAGUGAUGAAAACUUGUCAAAGACUUUUGGUAAAAUCGCCACGAUCGCCUCGAAAAUUGGACCAUUUCUGGGUGCCAUUGGUCCAGCAAUAGCGUUGAUUUCCAUAUUCUUGCCAGAUUCACCGUCUCCAGAAUUGCAAUAUAUGAAGAAAAAAUUCGCCGAAAUGGACCAGAAGUUCGACAAAGUCUUUACGAAAUUUGAAGAAGUGGAAAAUCUUAUUCAAGAAACAUCCCUAAAAGCUCAGUAUGGCGAAUACGAACACACAAUAUCGGCUUUGUCUUAUCGUCUACAACAGUUUCUGAGCGCUCCAACUGAUGCAGUACAAGGACAGAAGGAAACGUUUAUCAGUGCUUACGAGUCGUCUUACGGCAGCGCCACAUACAAACUCUGGCGCGGUAUGAUGGAGGACACUGUUCUGUCGGAUAACAUUCCGGAAACAGCCAUAAAAUAUACAGACAACAACCGCGGACGAGUUCAAGGCAUUAUGAAAGGAGUUACAAACUUAAUAUUACAGGGUGUGAAAGUCCAUUUAUCUUACCUGAAAGCCAAAGGUCGAGAUGCCACAUAUGAAGAUGAAAAGAACACUUGGGAAAACAAUAUCAUACAGUUAACUAACCAUAUGAAAAUCGUGGACGAAAAGGUGACCAAUGCUUGGUAUACACAGGUCGAAAUCGAUUUAAAUAACAAUUUGGCUUUGUUAAAUGGCAAGAGUAACAGUGAUUUCGCUGACAAAUUCUAUGCAUUCCUAAAUGAAAAAUAUGAUUGGAGGUAUUGGAACAUUGUUGUUUACAACCCAAUCAGCGGAGGAGACAAUCAUUGGGUGAAAUGGUGUGGCGGGUAUCAUUCAUUCCGCAAGCAUGGCAGAAAUGUCGUCAUAUCAAGCGUUGAUCAAGGAAAAGUGGCCAUUGAUACAGAAAAGGCCAAAAAAGUACUCAAUACGGUCCCAACUCGUAUUAAUUUUGGCAUUGUUAUUAAUUUUCCAGCUAACACGGUUUACGCUAUGCUUCCGGCUGAAUUUAGGAAUGGGUGCACUUAUGCGGGAGUAGGCGUCAUAGAGAAAAACGCAAAUGUUCAAAACCGGGCCCCAAAUAGUCGCCUUGCUGUCGUCGACAAUGGUAGGUACAACCUUCAUGCGUUUGGUUAAAUAAGUGACGCACUAGCUUAAGAUAAACGGUUCAGAUUUCUGUUAGUGCUUUCUUUUACAUAAAGUGUUUGGGUAGUUAUGGUGUUUGAUAAUUUCUAAGGUAAAACAAACUAAAUUGACGAACGAAUUGACUAGAUUAUUAAACUUGCCAAAAGUGUAUGAUUUCAAGGAUAGUAUGUAAAAUGCACAUCUAGCUUUAUUAUUAUUAUAAGCAUUAUUAGCAAACACAUAUCUUUUGAUUGCAAAACUGCUUUAUAUCAGCUAUUUUAAAAUAUUUAAAUUUAAGUUUGUACACACUGAUAGGCCUAUAGGAGCUACAUUUGAUAGUCGAUCCUUUUGAUUCAAAAUAUGCUUCAUAUCAACUAUGUGAAAUACCUGAAUUUAAGUCUGUUGCUACAAUGAUAUAGCUGCUAUUUUGAAAUAAUUUGAAUUUAAGUCUGUUGAUACACUAAUACAGCAGC